UCCUACGUUGAUUCGACUCAGUCGAAUUACAUGCGGAAGGAGAACAGUCCAUUUCGUAUUUUUCUGGAAGAAGCUGCCUAGUAUUUCCUUGAAGUCAUGUCUUUCACAUGUAUAGCGUGCCGGGUGUCGUUUGCCAGCAAUGAAAUUCAGCGCUCGCACUACCAGACCGACUGGCACAGGUACAACUUGAAGCGCAAGGUGGCAGAGCUGCCUCCAGUGUCAGUCGAGACAUUCCAGGAGAAAGUCCUGAGCCAGCGCGCCGAGAACAAACCCAGCAAUGUCGGUCCUCGGUUCUGUGGAGCUUGCAGGAAGAAGUACAAGUCGGAGAAAGUCUACGUAGAGCAUCUGAAAUCGAAGAGGCAUCGAGACAACGAGGCCCUGCUGGAGGAGAAGGAAGCAGCCAAGGCCGCCGCUGGCCAGGACGAGCCGGAGGAGAAGCAGCAGAAGGAAGAGGAUGCUGAGGACAGCAUGGAGGUGAUUGAAGGCGAGGAGGACGAGGCCAUCGAGGCAACCGACUGCCUCUUCUGCGCGCACAACAGCCACAGUCUGGAGGAGAACCUGAAGCACAUGGCGCGAUCGCACAGCUUCUUCUUGCCGGACGUGGAGUACCUGAUCAACCCGCGCGGCCUGGUCGAGUACCUGGGCGCCAAGGUCGGCAGCGGGCACGCGUGCGUGUGGUGCUCGCGCCCGUUCCCUUGCACGGAGGCCGCGCAGCAGCACAUGCUGGACCGCGGGCACACGAUGCUGAACUACGACGGCUCGUCGGCGGAGUACGUGGACUUCUACGACUACCGCUCCAGCUACCCGGACUACGAUGCCGCGGCGAGCGGCGGCGACAACGACCGCGAGACCGCGCACGGGCAGGCCAAGGCCGGAAACGAGGGCGAGGGCAAGAACGAGGACGGGGAGGAGGAGGAAGUGGAGCCGGAGUACAUACAGAUGGACGCCGGCGGCGGCGAGCUGGUAUUGCCGUCGGGGGCGCGCGCCGGUCACCGCUCGCUGCAGCGCUACUACAAGCAGAGUGUGCGGCCGACACGCCUGCAGGUGGCGGCGCACGCGCAGAAGCUGGAGCGCCUGAUGCACCAGUACCGCGCCAUCGGCUGGACGGGCUCGGUGGAGGUGAAGCGCGUCGCGCUGGAGAAGCGACGCCGCGACGUGGACGCCCACCUGCGACGCCAGCAGCAGCACAGCGCGCACCUCGGCUGGAAGGCCAACAAGCUGCAGAACACCUACAGACGACAGGUGUUCCUCUGGUAAACUCCUCUCUCUCUCUGUCUGCGUCUGCCCUCUGCGGAUUGCUCAUACCCCACGGAAAAGUUGUCCUUUUUUUUACAGUGCAAUUCAUGCUCUCUCUCUUUCUUUCUCUCUGUUUCUGCAUCUGUCUUUCUCUGUCCUGUCUUUCUCUGUCCUGUCUGUAUCUCUCUCUCUCUCUCUCUCUCUCUCUCUCUCUCUCUUUCUCUCUCUCUCUCUCUCUCUCUCUCUCUCUCUCUCUCUCUCUCUCUCUCUCUCACUCUCUCUCUCUCUAUCUCUCUCUUUCUCUCUCUCUCUCUCUCUCUCUCUCUCUCUCUCUCUCUCUCUCUCUCUCUCUUUCUCUCUCUCUCUCUCUCUCUCUCUCUCUCUCUUUCUCUCUCUUUCUCUCUCUCUCUCUCUCUCUCUCUCUCUCUCUCUCUCUCUCUCUCUCUCUCUCUCUCUCUCUCUUUCUCUCUCCAAAAAAAUAGUAUAACAUUUUCGAAAUAAUAAUAGAACAGCUCGCGUACAGGUACUGGGCUGCAAUGCCAACCUUUUC
This is a messenger RNA of Sycon ciliatum, 1786 nucleotides long. RefSeq names its product cytoplasmic 60S subunit biogenesis factor ZNF622-like. NCBI's taxonomy places the organism in Eukaryota, Metazoa, Porifera, Calcarea, Leucosolenida, Sycettidae. The transcript has a single exon. Gene Ontology annotation, molecular function: nucleic acid binding; zinc ion binding. The coding region runs from base 97 to 1257 and encodes 386 amino acids. The record is from RefSeq and is a predicted model, not a curated record. Gene Ontology annotation, cellular component: preribosome, large subunit precursor. Gene Ontology annotation, biological process: ribosomal large subunit biogenesis.